AAAAAACCGAAUCCGACCCUAUCUCUUUUUUUAUUUCUCUAUCAUUUCCAAAACAAAUGUCUCAAGAAACAGAAAAGUAUGCACCUAUUCAAGGCGGUGGCUCUCUCGUUAUUGCCUACCAAGUAGCUAACAAAAAUAUUCUCAUUGUUGGAGGUGGUAAUGUUGCAGCACAACGAAUUGUCUCGCUCAAGAUUGCAGACGCUGUCGUUACAAUUGUCUCGCCUGAACAAGGACUUCACCCUGAAGUUAAGUACCGUAUUGAAAAUGGUGAAGUCUCCUGGAAGAAUCGUAAUUUCCAAGACGACGAUCUGGAUACGGCCGAUAUGGUUUUGACAGCUCUGGACGAUCAUGAAGAAAGUUUGCGUAUUGGCCACUUGUGCAGAGAAAAGCGUAUUCCUGUCAACGUAGCGGAUGUACCUCCCAUGUGCGAUUUCUAUUUCAUGAGCCAACAUCGUGAUGGGCCUCUUCAAAUCGCGGUGUCAACCAACGGUCAAGGACCUAAAAUGGCCAACAUGAUUCGUGUAACCGCUGCCAAAGCUUUGCCAGAAGACAUGGGUGCUACUAUUGAAAAAAUGGGUAAAUUACGUGCCAAAGUAAGAGAAUGGGAGCCUGAAAUGAAGAAUUCGGGUAAAAGAAUGACUUGGGUGACAAAAGUAUGUGAAAAAUGGGGUAUGAAGGGUAUGGGCCGCUUGAAUGAACUGAAGACAGAAGAACAAGAAGAGGCUGCUUUUAAAAAAUUGCGUGAAUAUUUCAUGAUUGGUGCUGUACCUAGUAUCGAUAGUAUCUUAAAGUCGGAUAAGAAGCCUCGUAUUACCUUGAUUGGCGGUGGCCCUGGUGACCCUGAACUAAUUACUGUCAAAGCAAAACGUUUGUUGGAAGAAGCUGAUUUGGUUAUUAGUGAUCGUUUAAUCCCAAGCCAGAUUUUGGAUUUGGUGCAAGGUGAAUUACGUAUCGCCCGCAAAUUCUCAGGUAAAUCAGAUGAAGCGCAAGAGGAAUUGAUGAACUGGUGUCUUGAUGGGUUAAAGCAGGGUUUACAUGUUGUGAGACUUAAGAUCGGCGAUCCCCUUUUAUUUGGAAGGGGUGGAGAAGAAAUUCUUUGGUUCCGUGAACGUGGAUUUGAGCCUGAAUUAAUUGCUGGUAUUUCAAGUGCUUUCUCUGCACCUAUGGCAGCCAUGAUUCCAGUGACAUAUCGUGGCGUAUCAGAUCAAGUGAUUAUCACUACGGGUCGAGGCACAAAGGGAUCUAUGCCUGAUUUGCCUAUUUAUGGAGCCACGCAAACAUUAGUAGUAUUGAUGGCUGUCGGGAGAGCCUCCGAAUUACGAUCCAUGUUAAUUGAUCGUCAGUAUCCAUUGGAUGUGUCUAUUUGUUGGAUCGAAAACUCAAAUUGCCCUGAAGAGCGUAUUGUUUUUGGAACUGUUGAUACUUUAGCUAAAACAGUGGAGGAAAACGACAUUAAAGCGCCAGCUGUACUUGUAGUCGGUCAUUCUAACACUGUCCUUAAUACGCCAACUAAUCUAUAAUUGGUUAAUUUCAUUUAAAAAACGAAAUUUCAUGGUGUAUUUGUGUCACAGUAGGCAAUCAUCUUUUUGUAAAUAUGUGUAAUAAAUCGAGUCAGUCUUGAAGAUGCAGAAUGUGUUGGCAUCAUCUGCAUUCUUUUUUUUAAUUAUCA
This is a messenger RNA of Mucor mucedo, 1669 nucleotides long. RefSeq names its product tetrapyrrole methylase. The transcript has a single exon. The coding region runs from base 57 to 1520 and encodes 487 amino acids. The record is from RefSeq and is a predicted model, not a curated record. NCBI's taxonomy places the organism in Eukaryota, Fungi, Mucoromycota, Mucoromycetes, Mucorales, Mucoraceae. Gene Ontology annotation, biological process: siroheme biosynthetic process; cobalamin biosynthetic process. Gene Ontology annotation, molecular function: precorrin-2 dehydrogenase activity; uroporphyrin-III C-methyltransferase activity; NAD binding.